Messenger RNA from Ahaetulla prasina, 7613 nucleotides. RefSeq names its product regulatory factor X7 (gene RFX7). Gene Ontology annotation, biological process: regulation of transcription by RNA polymerase II. The transcript is spliced from 9 exons. Gene Ontology annotation, molecular function: DNA-binding transcription factor activity, RNA polymerase II-specific; RNA polymerase II cis-regulatory region sequence-specific DNA binding. Bases 239 to 4525 code for a protein of 1428 amino acids. The record is from RefSeq and is a predicted model, not a curated record. NCBI's taxonomy places the organism in Eukaryota, Metazoa, Chordata, Lepidosauria, Squamata, Colubridae.
GGCGGCGGCGGCGGCGGCGGCGGCGGCGGAGCUGUGGUGCCCGGCGGCGCCGGAGAGGAGCUGCGGCAUCGCGGCGCUGAUCGGAGCGGCGGGCCGCCCGCCAUGCGCCGCCCUCCCCUCCCUGCCUAGCGGCUUGGCGGCCGCGCCGGGGAUGCGCGGCGGCGGUGCCGGGCGGGCGGGCAGCGGCUCCCUGCUGCGCUGCGGCUGAGGCGGGCGCCGCUCGCCGGGAAGGCCCAGCAUGGCGGAGGAGGCGCCGCCCGCGCCCGACGGAGCCAGCGGAGCCCCCGCGCCAGCCCUGCCUGCCCUGGUGCCCGGCCUGCAGGGCGCGGAGGCCGGCGCGCUGCAGCACAAGAUCCGCGGCUCCAUCUGCAAAGCUGUACAAUCUAAAGUGGACUGCAUUUUGCAAGAAGUUGAGAAGUUUACAGAUUUACAGAAACUCUACCUCUACCUUCAACUGCCUUCUGGUCCCAGCAAUGGCGAGAAAAGUGAUCAGCUGUCCGUCUCCUCCAGCCGUGCUCAACAGGUGCACGCCCUUUCCUGGAUCCGGAACACCUUGGAAGAACACCCGGAGACCUCCCUCCCCAAGCAGGAAGUGUAUGAUGAGUACAAGAGCUACUGUGACAAUCUCGGCUACCAUCCGCUCAGUGCCGCAGACUUUGGCAAGAUCAUGAAGAAUGUGUUUCCCAACAUGAAGGCCCGGCGCCUGGGCACACGAGGCAAAUCUAAAUAUUGCUAUAGUGGACUUCGGAAGAAAGCACUCGUGCAGAUGCCAUCGCUCCCCAAUCUGGACUUCCCUAAAACUGGAGAUGGGCUGGAUGGGGCAGAGCCUGCUGGGCGCCUGCAGAGUGCCGAUGAGGAGAUCGUGUCUGCUGCCUGCCAGCUAGUCUGCGAGUGGGCUCAGAAAGUGCUCAGCCAGCCCUUUGAUUCUGUUCUGGACUUGGCCCGCUUCCUGGUGAAAAGCCAUUACACGGGCACCAAAUCCAUGGCAGCUUUGGCAGUGAUGGCAGGCGCCCCUGCAGGACUCAAGGGGAUCCCCCAGCCAUCGGCUUUUGUCCCGACGGCAGAGAGCAACUCCUUCCAGCCCCAGGUGAAGACGCUGCCUUCGCCAGUGGAUGCCAAGCAGCAGCUGCAGCGCAAGAUCCAGAAGAAGCAGCAGGAGCAGAAACUACAGUCCCCUCUGCCAGGCGAGUCGCCCGCCAAGAAGGCCGAGGGCACAGCGAGCAAUGGGGUGGCCAGCCUUCCGAAUGGGAGCCCGGCCAUCCUGUCCCCUCAGUCCAUUGGCAUUGUGGUGGCUGCUGUGCCAAGUCCUAUCACGGUGCCAAGGUCCCGGCAGUUGGUAACGUCUCCUAGCCCGAUGGGCUCGACCGAUGGCAAAGUCCUUCCACUCAAUGUCCAGGUAGUCACUCAGCCCAUGCAGUCCAUCAAGCAGUCUCCAAAGACUCCCCAGAAUGUGCCGGCCAGUCCCGUGGGAGAUCGCUCUGCUCGUCAUCGCUAUGCCCAGAUCCUGCCAAAGCCAGCCAACACCAACGCGCUCACCAUUCGUUCCCCAACCACAGUGCUCUUCACAAGCAGCCCAAUCAAGACGGUGGUUCCUGCUCAGCACAUGAACGUGGUCAAAAUGACUGCCAUCUCGCUUGCCCCAAGCGGUGCCAGCGGCACACCCAUCAAGCACACAGCCUCCACCAUUGGCUCAGGAGCUGCAGAAGAGCCAAGAAGUCUCCCUCAGAUCAAGAAAGGAUCUGUAAUUUCACUCCAGUCCCCAGGAACCAAAGGUGGCAGUGGAGGCCUAGCUUCUGCCCCAUCUUCGGUCGAGGUCAAACUGGAGCCGGAACUGGUGCUGGAUGAGAGCUUGCAGCAGAAUCAAGAGAAUGCAAACCCCGCUCAAGCAGUCAGAGUCACCCUGCUAACACCUGUGGAUCAGUUGAGGACUGUGGAAGCCGAGGCCUGGAAAGGCCGGGCUGAGGAGUGUCUUGGAGCAGCAAGCUGUGACCUCCAGGGGGGAGAUUCAGAGAGGAAAUCCCUUUCCCAGGCGCAUGAAGCCCCCCUGGGUCCCUCGGAUGCGGGUCAACAUGUCUCCAGCACCGGCAUCGCCCCCUCGCCUACUGCAGGCGACCAGGGAUGCCCAAAAGGCCUGCGGAAGAGGCUGCCUUCUGCCUUUGUGGAUGCUCAGGGCCCCCCUGUCAAGAAACUUUCUGUGGGACAGCCAUCUGCAGAAGCCCCCAAGGCCAGCGGUGCGAAGAAAGCCCAGCAGACAGGCAGCCUGCCUCUUCCUAAUAGUGAUGGUCCAGCUGCCCUUCUCCAGAGUCCCGGCCAGGCGGCCCUUCAAAUCCAGUCCACAGCCUCAGGGAUCAGCCUGGAGACUUCCUGCCCCCUGGAUGCUGACCUCAUCAUUGCCCCCAGCGACUCCCUGCUGGAGCAGCCCCCAGUGGCCACCUCAGCAGGUGUGGAAAUGAAGUUGGAAGGAGACGUCUUUGUCCUAGGAAACAGCUCUAAGUCCGAGGGCAGCCUGAACCCCAACGUGUGGCAGCACCUGGCCAAGGGCUCCCCCUUUGUCCAGGAGGCCUGCAAGCCCCCAAUCAGUGUUAUGACGCUUGCUGGACCACCCGACUCAGAGGACCUACCCAAGUCCGCCUGGGAGCCGGUGCACUUAGAAGGGUUCCAGCAGGCCGGGACAGCCUUUGGGCAGCCGUUGCCGGAUCAGGCCCAGCCGCCCUCUCUCGACCAGCACCUGCCUGGCCAGAGCUCCAGUCAGCUGCCCCUGCAGCAGGAGCUGAAGGACUUCGAGGAUGCCGCCUCCCAGUCCCAUGAGAACUACUUCUCUUUCGACGACGACCUGACCCAGGACAGCAUCGUGGAGGAGCUGGUGCUGAUGGAGGAGCAGAUGUCUCUCAGCACCUCCCACCUCUACAGCACCUCCCUGGGGAUGGCUCUCCAGAACCAGGGGGUAGCUCAGGGGGCAUCCUUGGCCCCUCAUCCCAGCAAUGCCCACUUCUAUCACCCGAUCCACAGCAACAGCACACCUGUUCAUACGCCCACGCCCACCCCGACGCCAACCCCAACACCCACACCCACCUCGGAAAUCAUGGCAGGAUCACAAGGCGUGUCGCGGGAGAGUCCGUGCUCCAGGAUGGCCCAGACCACACCUGUUGACAGCGCCCUGGGGAGCAGCCGGCACACACCUGUCGGCACCCCACACUCCAACUGUAGCAGCAGCGUGCCCCCAAGCCCCGUGGAGUGUAGAAACCCCUUUGCCUUCACCCCAAUUAGCUCCAGCAUGGCUUACCACGACGCCAGUGUGAUUUCCAGCAGUCCUGUGAAGCCCAUGCAGCGGCCCAUGGCCACCCACCCUGAUAAAACCAAGCUGGAAUGGAUGAAUGCCGGCUAUGGCAGCGUGGGCGCAUCCUCUGUCACCAGCCAGGGGAUUCUGCCCGGCUACCAGGAGUCGGUGGAAGACCGUUUCAGGAAGCCCCAUGCCUUUGCUGUCCCUGGCCAGUCCUACCAGUCUCAGUCACGGCACCAUGAUACUCAUUUUGGGCGAGUGACCCCCGUCUCCCCCGUCGGCAACAAGCAGGAAGGUUUUGCCGUCCCUGCUCCUCUCGAUAACAAAGGGACCGGCUCCUCUCAUGGCGGCCAUUUCAGAUGCCGGAGCGUCAGUCCCGCCGUGCACCGCCAGCGGAAUCUUAGCGGAAGCACCGUCUGCCCCGUCACAGCCGUGCUUCGCUCUGGAACGAUGGUGGGCUCUUUUGGGAGUCCAGUCACCCUGGAAGUUCACCCCUCCUUGGCAAACGUCCAUGCAGACCCAAGUGCCAGUACCCUUGCCCAGCGCAGCCAGUCAGUGCCCCUGACAGUGAUGAUGGAGACAGCUUUUCCACAGCCUCAGAAGCAGCCAAGUUCCAAGAAGAUCACCAACGUCUUGCUCAGCAAGCUGGACUCGGAGAACGAUGAUGCUGUGCGUGGCCUGGGCAUCAACAACCUGCCCUCCAAUUAUACCGCCAGGAUGAACCUGACUCAGAUUUUAGAGACUUCUGCCACCUUUCCAAGUGCCAAUGCCCAGAACGUGCCCCCGUGCAGCCAGUCCAUUUUUGAAUUCCAAACACCAGGUUACCUCGCUAAAAACAGCAGCCCCGACCCGGCAGACUUUGCUUCUGGGGACCGUGCAGCCCAUUCGGAAGCUGGGGAGCAGCAGCUGGAUUUCAGCGGCACCGUGAAGGAGCUUUUGGAGGAGAGCAGCCUGCAGGGCAGCCAGGUGCCUCCCGACUUGACCAACGUGGCCUCCGUCUUCUCCAGCGACAUGAGGCUGGCCUCGGAGCUCUCGGGGAGCAUGAAUGACCUGAACACUCUGGACCCAAAUCUGCUCUUUGAUCCGGCCCACCCACAGGGCCAAGACGACGAGGCAACACUAGAGGAGUUGAAGAACGAUCCCCUGUUCCAGCAGAUCUGCAAUGAGUCCAUCAGCUCUAUGACUUCCGCAGGUUUCGAUUGGAUGGAGAGUAAGGACCAUCCUGCUGUGGAAAUGUUGGGUUAAGAAGUGUGUGCGUGUGUGCGUGCACGUAUGUGUGUAUGUAUACACACCUAUACAUAUUUGUGAGUGUGUGCGUAUAUAUAUAUAUAUGUAUAUAUGUGUGUAUAUAUACGUGUGUGUGUAAAUAUAUAUACACGCACACACGUGUGUGUAUGUGUGUAUAAAAUCUAUGUAGCACACUGUAUUUAAGAAAACCUAAAGACAAGACAUACUGUAUUUGUCUUAAUGGAAGUGCCUCCUGCAGCAGAAACAAAAUUUGUGACAUUUUUUUUUAAAAAAAAGAACUGCUCUACCAGCUGCUUUAUUCUUCAGCAGGGUGUAUACAAUCUUAACCAAUUUUUAAGGCAUUUCUGAAGGAUGCAGCCUGCUCCAGAGCCAGUAUUAGGUUUUAAAAUUUUGCUUACUGAGAAACAUGGCUUGCUGCCUCUGGAGGAUAAAGAGCCUUUUGCGGGAGGGUAUCGGGAGGUAGGAAGGGAGCACUCCCCAUCCAGCCUUCCCUCUGUCUGCUCUGCAGGGCCUUCCAUUGGCAUCGGGGUUCAGAGAGGCAAUGCUGACACUGGGAGGGUGCAUGGAUGGGUUGCAUGAUGCAUCUGGUCAGGAAGUGCUUCUGUAUUCUGGGUGCAUAAAAAGGCUGGCACGAUUAGCACACCAGAGAGACCAAACAUCCUGAUCACAAAUACCAUAUGCCCGCAGAGUGGAAAAGGCAGAAGGGGCCAGCGGGGCCAGCGUUCCUAGGUCACUCGAUUGGGAGAUGGUCUCCAGCUGCCCUUUCCCAAAGGAUGGUGGACUUGGCACCCGCUCCACAGGAGGGUCCUGGGGGGGUGCCUCAUUGGCCAGUUGCCAGGGAAGGCUAGCAAUAGACAGGAAGGGGGGAAACCAGCACAACUUGAGUCUGAUGGUUGUUAACUCCUUAUCAAGGGCUAAUUGUGGCAGGAGCAGGAGAGGCUUCCAAGAAAGGAGAAGCAGCCCAAAUCUUUUAUCCCAAAUGGAAUACUUAGUCUGCCAUAGGGUGGCUCAUAUAAAGAAUACACCAGAAUGUUUUAAAAGCUAAUGCUGCUUUUAAUUCCUUGAGUAGGGAAGACUAGUUCCAACCCCUGUGGUUAAUAAAUCUGUUCCUUCCAUGGCAACUGUACCCUAAAAUGUUUGUCAGGAUUUAUAGUUCUUUUUGUUCACACGAAAAACUACGACCGUGAUUCGGGUUUCCCUAACUCACAGGCUUUAAAAAAAAACAAAAAAACACUUUUCUGCAGAAACUAGUUAGUGUUUCCAGGAUUGACACAACUAACCAUUUCUUUCUUGAUGAAGUCAUGCCCAGUUGGAAGACUCUUGUUAAUGCUGGAGGGUGAAUUUCCGAGGCCUUCUGUGGUAGGAACCAUGGGAAGCCUGCUGUAGCUGAGCCCGUCCUCGGAAGUGUUCCUCCCAGCACCCACAGGGAAAUAGGGGGACUGUUGGGGCGGAGUCCCUGGGGCUGGCACUUUGACACCAGCAGAUGAGCACUGCUCUUGCGUGGCUUCCCUGUCUCGCCAGCUCUGAGCCUCUUUUAUCAGCACAGCUCCAGGGAAGGUGGGGUGGUCCUGCGUCUCGGGGGAAGAGAGUGCCCCAGGGCAGCCGACUAGACAGGAGAGCCAGGCCAAGGAGCCUCUUACGGUGCAAGGUGCACUAAUCCCCUUUUGGGCUAGGAUGCCUUAUGAGGAGGUGCCCAGGAAGCUGUGCCCUUGCCUUAUGCCAGGUCAGCUGUGGGAAGAGGGAGAGGGGACAAAGCUGAGCCUCUUUCACCUCCCCUCCGGGGUCUGUGGGCUGUCAGUCCACCUGAUCCCUGGCUUAAAAGAAGGUCUGUCUCAGCAAGCUUUUUGGGGUUUUAUUCCCACGUCAAGGUGUGAAGCCUCUGCAGCCGUGAGAAUCUGCUCCUGUACAAGCACAUGAACGGCACUGGGGCCACUUGUUUCUCUGUGAUCCUCAGUGUUUUCCAGGAUGGCCCAGGCCCGGUGACCCACACUGCUGGGCAUAUUGCUCGUGUAGAGAUUUGUGCGCACACACACACACACACACAACCACUCAAGUAGUAUUUGUGGGGCUGUCCUAUGGGAUACAGAGAGGUGGAAUCACUGGGGUGCUGAGUGUAAGCAGUGGGCUUUGGGCUUCCAGUGCCCAAUUCAGGCACUUGUGCAGAGUCCAGACUGCCUCAGAGACAGAAACAAACACUUCCGUUUCCUUUCCAGCAAUAGUCUAGCUGGUGCUUGGCUCCUUUUCCUGGGAAGCUGGCAGUGCUUGGAAGCAGGGGAGCUGUUGGGCCCAGGUGUGAGCCUCAGGCUGAAGGGGCUCCCCCAUUCCAGCUCUAAUGGUGCUAGGGGGUCGUCCCCUCGCUCUCCCUUGCCUGACCUUCCUGGGGGGCUAAGCACUGCCACAACCCAGGCCUCCCAGUUGUCCUUCUUCAUGGCCCAGCCAGCAGCCCCCUUCCCUGGGAUCGGGGCAGUCAUGGCAGCCCAGUUUUGAGGAGGUGGUUUUGGGCCAUUCCUCUACCAGGAAAGGCAGGGUGUCCCCAAAGGAAAGGUUGCUUGUUUUAUGUAGCAAAAUUAUCUCAGUGAGAUACAUCUCCUCUUAUUCUCUUACCUGAGAAUCUUACAGCAGGAAAAGUCUGUGUUUGCCUCACCUCUUGGUGCAUCCUCACCCAUGUGCAUGCGGUGUUCUCUCGGCUUGCCUUGUUUGUGCUAGUUAGACUCCCGUCAGCCACCCUGUCCCUCCCUCCCUCCCUCCCCUGCGCUGGAUUGGGGCCGUUCUGCACAACCAGAUUGGCGCGGGGAGUUGCCCGCUUGCUUCACAAUCCUGCCAGGCUCAAAGGUCACCCUUGGCCAGAUGCUGCUUCUUCCCCAAGCAGGCAGAGAAGCCACUCCUGGCGCACCUGGACUCUCCAUGAACUCCCUCCCACCCAACCCGGCUGCCCAGCUUUCGAGGAGCGUUUCGUUGUCUGUUGGACCGCUAAAGGACAGUGGAUAGGUCUUGCCGCGUAGCAUUUCAGUUCAUUUUUUUUAUUGGAAGUGCUCAACAUUUGUUUUUUAAUGUUUUCAGGAACAAUAAAACAUUUUCUAUGAAA